AUGGCAACCGUCACCUUCACUGCUCCCGCCAACGGCCAUGUGCCUGAGAAUUCGCUCACCGUCACUGAUAACAGGACCGGCCAGACCUUCUCAUUUCCCAUCAAGCACAAUGCGGUCAAUGCGUCCGAGUUCAAGAAGAUCAAGGCCCCGGAGGAUCCCGCCAAUCUCGCAGACCAAAACGAACAGGGGUUGAGAAUUUUCGAUCCUGGCUUCGGCAACACCUGCGUCAGCGAGAGCAAGAUAACUUUCAUCGAUGGCCUGAAGGGCAUGAUCCAGUACCGCGGCUACGACAUCAACGACCUCGUCGCCAGCAAGAAGGGCUUCGUCGACACAGCGAACCUGCUCUGGUUCGGCACGCUGCCCACCCCAGCAGAGAAGCAGGCGCUGCAAGACCGCCUCAACGCCGUCCCACUCCUCGACGACCAUGUCUUCAACGUGAUCCGUGCCAUGCCCCCCAACGGCUCGCCCUUCGGCAUGAUCAUCGCCGGCCUCAUGGCCGUGCAAUCAUCCGACAUGUCCCUCAUCCCCGCCCACGCCGCCAAAAACCUCUACCUCGGCAACGCGUCGCUCGUCGACUCGCAAGUCAUCCGCGCCAUGCAGAGCCUAUCCCAAAUCACCGCGGCGGCGUACUGCCACCAGACGGGCCGCGCCUUCACGCCGCCGCGCGCGGACCUCUCCUUCGUCGAGAACUUCCUGCUGAUGAUGGGCCACGUCGAGGCGGCCACAGGCCUGCCGAACCCGCGCUACGUCGGCUACUUCGAGCGCCUGUGGCUGCUCAUCGCCGACCACGAGAUGACGUGCUCGACGGCGGCCAUGCUGCAGACGGCGUCGGCGCUGCCCGACGCGUUCUCGUGCCUGGCGUCGGCGGCCUCGGCGCUGUACGGCCCGCUGCACGGCGGCGCGAUCGAGGUUGCGUAUAAGAACAUCCAGGAGAUCGGGUCGGUGGAGAAUAUUCCGGCGAAGAUGGCGCGCGUGAAGGCGGGCAAGGAGAGGUUGUAUGGGUACGGGCAUCGCGUGUAUCGCGUGCCGGACCCAAGGUACAAGCAUAUUAAGGAGGUGCUGGAGGAGUUGACGGCCGAGAUUGAGGGCGAUCCGCUGCUGAAGGUCGCGUUUGAGGUGGAUCGGAUUGCGCGUGAGGAUGAGUAUUUUACGUCCAGGAAGCUGAAUCCGAAUGCGGAUUUGUUCGCGGCGUUGGCGUACAAUGCUAUGUGA
Messenger RNA from Lasiodiplodia theobromae, 1212 nucleotides. RefSeq names its product Citrate synthase protein. The record is from RefSeq and is a predicted model, not a curated record. Gene Ontology annotation, cellular component: mitochondrial matrix. Bases 1 to 1212 code for a protein of 403 amino acids. The transcript is spliced from 3 exons. Gene Ontology annotation, biological process: carbohydrate metabolic process; tricarboxylic acid cycle. Lineage: Eukaryota; Fungi; Ascomycota; Dothideomycetes; Botryosphaeriales; Botryosphaeriaceae.